Molecule: messenger RNA, 1856 nt
Organism: Anarrhichthys ocellatus (wolf-eel)
Lineage: Eukaryota; Metazoa; Chordata; Actinopteri; Perciformes; Anarhichadidae
Gene: mafbb
Product: v-maf avian musculoaponeurotic fibrosarcoma oncogene homolog Bb
Exons: 1
Coding region: 297-1256 (319 amino acids)
Biological process (GO): regulation of transcription by RNA polymerase II
Cellular component (GO): nucleus
Molecular function (GO): DNA-binding transcription factor activity, RNA polymerase II-specific; RNA polymerase II cis-regulatory region sequence-specific DNA binding
Source: RefSeq, a predicted model, not a curated record
UGCGCUUCUCCUGAGCAGGCAGAGAGGUGCGUCCGGUCCGCUGGCGUCAUCGGUGGACUUAUUGUGUGGCGACUGAAGCCAAACAAGCUGCGCGGUGCAGAAUCUCCAGCUCGCACAGAGUUUGAUACGGUGGGAGGCUUUUUACGCACGCAUGUUUUUUUUCUCUCUCCCCCUUCUGAACUGAAAGCAAAGUUUGGGAUUACUGCCAUUUUUCGAAAGUAAGCGCGAUUUCGCUGACUGUAUGAAAUAGCUUUGGACAUUCGGAGCUCUCUGAAGAGACCAGCUUGCCAGUUAAUAUGAGCGAUUCGCAUUUGGGACUGCAGAAAACCCCCAUGGAUUUCGUCAGCGACUUCGACUUGAUGAAGUUCGGCGUUAAGAAAGAGGCAAUGCAGGGGAUCGACCGCUCCUUCGUCGGGCCAUGCAGCCAGCUCCAGAGACCGGACUCCGUUUCCUCCACCCCCGGCAGCACACCUUGUAACUCGGUACCCUCAUCACCAAACCUCAAUCCAAACGAGCAGAGAAAUAACCCCGGGGGCGACCAGUUCUGGAUACCCAACAACGGGGGUUACCCUCAGCAAAUGUACCCUCAGGCUUUUGGUCUGACACCCGAGGACGCAAUGGAGGCCCUAAUCGGCGCCACGGCGCAGCAGGGACAUCCAUCUGUGCCCCACGGCCACCAGCAGCCACAUUUCCAAGCCGACUACGAAGGGUACGGCCAACUCAACGAGCCUGUCCAGCACUACGCGGGACUCCCGGGUCACCCCGACAUGCAAGGGAUCCACAGCAGUCACUGCCAAGACCCUUAUAUCAAAGAUGACAUGGAUUGCGAGUCUGAUGAGUCGCCGGAGGACAAGCAGGUCCUCGGUGCGCACCACAGCCGCCACGACCGGCUGUCCAACGCCGACGACCACUUCUCAGAUGACCAGCUGGUGUCGAUGACCGUCAGGGAGCUCAAUCGGCACCUCAGAGGCCUCGGCAAGGACGAAGUGAUGCGUCUGAAGCAGAAGCGCCGAACCCUGAAAAACCGAGGUUACGCACAGUCCUGCCGUUACAAGCGCGUCCAGCAGAAGCACGUUUUGGAGCACGAAAAGACCAGCCUGGUGUCACAGGUUGAGCAGCUGAAACAUGAACUGAACAGACUGAUGCGGGAGAGGGAUGCAUACAAAAAUAAAUGUGAUAAACUGUCCGGUGCAAACUGUUACCACGAAACUGGGUCUACCAGUGACAACCCUUCCUCACCUGAGUAUUUAAUGUGACUUUGUUAAAUUUCCUGCAGAACUGAUACUUUUCCAUGGGGGAGGCAUUAUGUUGACAGCUCGCUUUGCUUUUUAAACAAACAAGCCCAUGGAUUCACCAAGUUGUAAUUAAUGUUGGACAAAAGGAUAUCGCUCAAAUCAUUGUAAUAGAUUACAACUAGGCAACAAGUUAUGACACAAAAUUACAAUAAGGCAUGCAUGCAGGACAUGCAUGAGAUGUUUUUUUUUCUAUACAGGCGUAUCUGUAUUUUGUCUGAAAGGACAUACUUGAAAUCAGAGAAUAUUUCCUUUUUAUUAAUAUACAACUUUAAUCCUUCUGCAUUAGUUACUCAUCGAUCUUUAUUUUAGUGAUUUUGCUUUGCUUAGUUUUUGUAGCUCAAAUUAUAUUUUGUGUCCACGCUUCCUUAAAAUAGACGACAUACAAAGAAGAAUUACGUUUAAAUGGCAUUUCUGUUAUUUUUUAUGAAGCUGAUUCUGCUGGACAGAUGUUUUCCUUAUUUGCUUUUCUUUUUAAGAUAAUAUAUGAUUAUGCAAAUUGUUUUUCAUCCACUAUGUUUUUAAUUUGCUAUGGAUCAAUAAAACUAUUGUGACUUUUUAAAA